GAGUUGAGGGGUAGCCACGGGUUCGUACGUUUCGUCCACCGUCCACCAUCCGCCACGGCCUCAGUUCGGGCUGCUUCAAAAUCGCGUUUAACGAAAAAACGUGUAAAUGAAAUUACCUGUCGUGAUGGGAGCCCCACACAUACAAACUACACACGAACAGUAUCGACAGAAGAGAACAGGAGCCGAUUGAAAUAAGACGGUCGACGAUAAAUUCGUACUCCAUUCUGACAUUUUAACGGUCACGUGACCGCGGCCGAAGUACUGUUAUUGGUCCGGGGUCCGUUCGUCGUGGUUCGUCGUUCUGAUGGUUCUGUUCAGAGCGCAGUGAAAAUGGCCGCCACCGCCAGUGUCAGUGUCUCCUUUGUUUAGGGCUAAAGUUUCGGCCGGUUUUCGUGCGCCAUUAAGAUGCCGAGUGCCUCGUUUACGGCCUCCAGGUCGUACGUAAGGAGAUCAAGAAGGAAAGGAGCCAACAGGAUACCCACGCCCUCGAGGACCACUUCUGCGGAACCAUGUGAAUCUUCUUGCCCGAUCCCGAAUCAAAACAUUCCAGCACCAUUGGCGACCGCCCCUGGUUCUGCUGGGCCAACAGGCUCAGGAACCAGCGGUGGAGCAAUUCCGACACACCACUCGCCGUAUGAUCUUCGAAGAAAAUCCCCGUUUCAUCACGAGAUAAUCCCUGGUCCAAGCACGAGCGCCGCCACCGCGGGAUCCCCCACGUCACCAGCUACACCUACGGCUCCAGCCCAAGGCUAUUCCUCCGCCAUGUUACCGGCCAGGAAACGUCCAAGAAGAACAUGUUCAGCUUCCUAUGAAAAUUGCACAGCUACUGCGGCUCAUUAUUUACAAUAUGAACUCCCUGAUGAGGUGCUUCUUACCAUAUUCAGUUAUUUACUCGAAUUGGAUUUAUGUAGGGUUAGUCAGGUGUGCAAACGAUUUCAAACAAUUGCCAAUGAUACAGAGAUUUGGAAACGUUUAUAUCAAAAUGUUUAUGAAUACGAUCUUCCGCUCUUUAAUCCUGGUCCGUGUCGUUUCGAGUUCGUCAGCCCUGAGGAAUCAGAGUUAGCAAAUCCUUGGAAGGAAUCAUUCAGGCAGCUUUAUAGAGGCAUUCAUGUCAGACCUGGUUAUAAAGACCUUACAUUUAAAGGACGCAAUUUAAAAUACUGCAAUACAAUUCAGAGUGCAUUAGAUGAAGCUGACGAACGGAGCGGAAUAAACCAAUCGGGUUCCUCAACUAAUUCUUGCUCUAGUACGACUACGAGUGAAAAUUGUUCGCAAGGACCUUUAGUGUUCAUACAUUCGGGCACAUAUCGUGGCGAAUUUCUUGUAAUCGAUUCGGAUGUCGCUCUUAUAGGGUCUGCGCCAGGAAAUGUUGCUGAGUCUGUAAUAUUAGAACGUGAAUCAGAGUCGACGAUAAUGUUCGUUGAGGGCGCUAAACAAGCGUAUGUAGGUCAUUUAACUCUCAAGUUCACCCCGGAUGUUACCUCCACUGUUCCCCAUCAUAAACACUUUUGCCUGGAAGUUGGUGAAAAUUGUAGUCCUACUGUAGAUCAUUGUAUUAUUCGGAGUACAUCAGUGGUUGGUGCUGCAGUUUGCGUAAAUGGCGUUGGAGCAAAUCCAGUUAUACGACAUUGUGACAUCUCAGAUUGUGAAAAUGUAGGACUUUAUGUAACAGACUACGCCCAAGGAACAUAUGAAGAUAAUGAAAUUAGCCGAAAUGCCUUAGCGGGAAUUUGGGUUAAGAAUUUCGCGAAUCCCAUUAUGAGAAGAAACCAUAUUCAUCAUGGUAGAGAUGUAGGAAUUUUCACAUUUGAUAACGGAAUGGGUUAUUUUGAAGCAAACGAUAUCCAUAAUAAUCGUAUAGCUGGUUUUGAGGUGAAAGCGGGUGCAAACCCUACCGUUGUUCACUGCGAAAUUCAUCACGGACAAACGGGCGGCAUCUACGUUCACGAAAACGGGUUGGGUCAGUUUAUAGAUAACAAAAUACACUCGAAUAAUUUUGCGGGCGUUUGGAUAACGUCCAACAGUAAUCCAACGAUCAGACGGAACGAAAUCUAUAAUGGCCAUCAAGGGGGCGUUUAUAUCUUUGGCGAAGGACGGGGCCUCAUUGAACACAAUAAUAUUUAUGGUAAUGCACUCGCUGGUAUUCAAAUUCGCACCAACAGCGAUCCUAUUGUCAGACAUAACAAAAUUCAUCAUGGUCAACAUGGUGGAAUUUAUGUUCAUGAAAAAGGACAGGGAUUAAUUGAAGAAAAUGAGGUAUAUGCAAAUACAUUGGCUGGUGUUUGGAUAACAACAGGAAGUACUCCAGUUUUAAGAAGAAAUCGAAUUCAUUCCGGUAAACAAGUGGGUGUCUAUUUUUACGAUAACGGCCACGGAAAAUUAGAAGAUAACGACAUAUUUAAUCACUUGUACUCUGGUGUGCAAAUACGAACUGGAAGUAAUCCGGUGAUUCGCGGUAAUAAAAUUUGGGGCGGUCAAAACGGCGGUGUUCUCGUCUAUAACGGUGGUUUGGGCCUGUUGGAGCAGAACGAGAUCUUCGAUAACGCGAUGGCGGGAGUUUGGAUCAAAACGGACUCGAAUCCGACCUUAAAACGUAACAAAAUCUUCGAUGGGCGAGAUGGAGGGAUUUGUAUAUUUAACGGCGGUAAAGGGAUCUUAGAAGAGAACGAUAUAUUUCGGAACGCGCAGGCCGGUGUGUUAAUCUCGACGCAAAGCCAUCCUAUUCUUAGGCGGAAUAGGAUUUUCGAUGGAUUAGCGGCGGGCGUUGAAAUUACAAACAACGCGACGGCCACGUUGGAAUUUAACCAGAUAUUUAAUAAUAGAUUUGGGGGGUUGUGUUUGGCAAGUGGUGUGCAACCAAUCGUUCGGGGGAACAAAAUAUUUAAUAAUCAGGACGCGGUGGAAAAAGCCGUGUCCAACGGCCAGUGCCUGUAUAAGAUAUCUAGUUACACAUCGUUCCCCAUGCACGAUUUUUAUAGGUGCCAAACGUGCAACACCACCGACCGUAAUGCUAUUUGUGUUAAUUGUAUCAAGACUUGUCAUGCAGGCCACGAUGUUGAAUUUAUUCGGCACGAUAGGUUCUUCUGCGAUUGUGGUGCUGGAACGUUAACAAAUCAGUGUCAAUUACAAGGUGAGCCUACACAAGACACGGAUACACUCUACGAUUCGGCGGCCCCAAUGGAAUCGCAUACGCUCAUGGUAAACUAAUGUCAACCAAGCUUCGAUACGAUUAACUUGUAUGAGAGGUGAGGUAAAUAAAAUGAAAGAGGGACAAGUGUCAUUGGCGCGCACGUGCGUGUUCGGUUGGACAAAAUACCUCUAGCCUUUGGACCUAGGCGGGGCGGAAGGUCGAUGUGUACGUGUUCUUUUUUAGUGAUUGUGCGGUAAAAAUGCUUGUCGUCGUCGUCGUCACCCCAGCAUCAGCAGCAGCAACGGCACACGACUGAUUUCUGCAUUACACACCAGUUAGAUUUUAGACAAUCAGAGCAGGCUUCCAGAGAUCCUUGGCCGUGUUUAGCUCCAUUAACGUGUUUUCGUACUUUUUUUCUUUAUUAUUUCUAUUAACUUUUUUUAAUUCUUUUUGCCAUGUGCCAGUGUUUGUCUUUGCGGUUUGCGGAAACGAGCUCUUUUUAUGAUACAAUUUUAAUGGGGUUUAAUAUAGAUGUUGUGAUUGUAGUGGAUUCAUGUAAAUAUAGAAUUUACUCAAAAUUAUUAGAAAGAAACUAAAAAAUAAACAAGAAAUACUUAUGAAAAAUAAAAGCAUUGUAGAAAGGUCGUGUUCCGCAGGACGUGAAGAUGCGACCCCCUCAAUCAAUUUUUUACAGAGCCGCUCUCUAAAAAUUAAUUUUAUUUUUCUAUUUAUUUGUAUAUUACGCUUCUGAUCUACUUGCAAUAAUUUGUUGAGUAAUAUUUCCAUUGUUUAUCAAUGUUGAUUUUGUUUAUUUUCUCCUUAUUAAUAAUUCUAAAUGUUGAUUCGGAUUUUGGCUUACGGUUACUUUUUAUAUUGUGUUUACGUUUUCUUUUCGAUAUUUUAACUAAGUUUGAGACUCUUGAGAUUAGAAAUCAAUCUGUAUAAAAAAAAAAUAAUUCACAUAAGUAAAAUGUUUUAAUUUUGCAGUGAAUCUUGCUCUACGUUAUUACAUUAUUCAAUUUUCUUUUUAAUCACGAAUCUCGUUCUUAUUUAUGUUUGAUUUUCAACUCCAUCAUUCAAACAAUUAAAUUUAUUAAUUUUUGUUCGUUCAACUUCACGUAAAUUUUUCGCUAUUUACGGUUAUUUUUAUUGUUAUAUUGAACACGCAACUUAGAUGUAUUAUCUAUUUAUUUGCUAGCUAGUUUAGGUGUGAAACGUGGUCCUGUUCGUUUAAUCCGUUAUUAGAGGACGUGAACGUUCGUAGCUUUGAUGACACGAAAAUCAAUUAUUUAGCAAUUGUACAUAGCUAGGCGAAGUUUAGGCGAAUAGAUUCCGUGUGAUAGUGCGGUCGUUUGUGUUGUUUGUUUGCGUGUGUAUCGGACGUUUUAAAAAGAACGAAAGCAGGGAGGGGAAGCGUUGUAUUUUUUGUAGUAGACUUCUUAAGGCAGGGGUCCGAAAUCGGAGACGCCACCGCGGAACUGGUGGUAGUAGUUCAACUCGAAGAUUAAAAAAAAAACAGUAUUUACCCUACGUACGGCGGUGUUGUUGAGAAAGCGGUAAUAUUAGUAUGUACUACUACUGUAUAUUCUAAAAAAUUAAAAAUUAGAAAGUUUUUGGAAUAUUUCAAAAUCGCUACUUUCUUUUUAUUGUAAGGUUUUUAAUGGUGUAUUAUCAAAAUUUAACUAACGGGUUUAAAUUAAUCGGUUUUUGGAUGGUUUAUUUAUAAGGCUCUAAAUUAGAUCACUUCUUAUUCACAAUACUUUUUUAUAAAUAAUACAGGUAAUCCAUAAAGAUGUUAUAUCAACUUUAUUAUUAUCUCAAAUAUGUCGCAAAAACUUUUGCAAACAUGGAAAUUAUAAUCUGAAAAGGCUAAUUAACUUAAAAGGAGGUUUUACUGCUGUGGUACAUAUUAUAUCAUUUUUAUAAUAUCACUAAAAAUCAAUACUAAAAACAAUACCAUAAAGAUUAUUCAUACUUAUUACAAUACAAUUCAUUAUUUUAAAUUAUAAGUUAUAAUUUCAUUAAUUAUAUCCUGUCAUUCUGGAAUUAUUUAUUAUGCGGGAAACGAGAAAUACUUUAUAGCGACGAAAUAAUUAAAUGGAUAUUUCGUCGACUUUUAAAGCUUCUUGCUUGGAACUUGUUUCGUCUCAACUUUCGAAUUGAAACAAAAUAAAAAGGAGUUGUAUUCAAUGAAUGCAGUAAAUUUUAAAUUAUUAAUUCCUCUUUUUGAUAGCAAUUAACCUAGAUAUUACCAACUCAAUCACAUUAACUAAAAUCAAAAUAUACAAAUAAAUAAACUAUUUACACAGUGGGAUAAUUGUAAAAACGAUAUUUCGAAUGCAAAGCUGUUUCGUAUUUAUGGUAAAUAAAGUGUGUACUGUGGUUACUUUCUUGAUAAGUGGUUAAAUGCGUUUUUUUGAUUAUAUGUUUCUAAAUACCCAAGCGUCUUUUUGACCACCUCCAAGUCGAUAUAGUUCCCAAGGAUUUUGAGUUAUCAUAUCAAGAUAGCGACAAAUUAAUUGAAAAUACCGCUUGUUACCUCUCAUUGAUGUACCAAUAUUUUGGUCGGCCCGAUUUUACAUCUUCUACAACACUCACAACAUUAUUGUCAUUCCAUUUGUACAAAAUAAUACUGUCAUUAUCGCAAAUUCAAUAAUUCCACGCUCUGCGUGUUUAGACUGCAAGAGUAAGAUAAAGACAAUCCCUUGCUGCCCAAUUUUUCUUCAUAACGUCAGUCUUUUAGGCUCAUAAACUUGAAUUCUUCUAAUAAGGAAAGUGAAGUAAAAAGUAGUCGAAGUAAGAUGAAAAUGAACCCGAUUUAUUUUAUAAUAUAAAGGAAUUGCAGAAUAAUAGUCGCACCAAGUUCAAAAAUUUUAAAUAUUUCAGAUCUAUGUAUACAUUUCUGGUAGUUCCGGUCCAAAACUUGUACCCCCAUGUAUAUUUUAUUUAUUGAUUUUUUAAGAUUCAAUAAGGGGAAGAAUUUUUAUGAACUUUUCAUUUUGGUCUAGGUUGCGAUUGUCACAACAAUGUAAAUUCUGCAUUAUGAUGUAUAAGUGUUGCUAUACUUUUUUGAACAAUUUCAUCAUCAAAAAAUGCUUCCAGAUGUGUAUAUUGUUUUCUUUUUGUUCAUACCGCUCUGUCCAGGACGCAAGAUUUUGUGUUAUAUUCUUUGAUAGCUAAAUCUUCUGUAAUAGAUCUUCUGUCGUUAUUACCUCUAAUUUUCAUUUUAUUAGACAGGUUGUAUAACUAUAGUGAUAUAGCUUUGUUUUAAUUAGUUCCUAGUUUCUUGCCACAUACGUUAAUGUAGCCAGGUUUAUUGUGUGAUGAUUAUAAGGAAUGAAAUCUUAUGUAGAUAACAGAAAUUUCACAAUGAUGUAUAUUUAUUCAGAAGUUAUGUACAACAAUUGUUUCGCUUUUUUAGAGCGUCUUCAGGUACAACUUCAAUCAGCGAGAGGAUUGUAACGAUUGUGCAUCAUGUGGAAAAGGAUUGAGAACAAAAAAUAACAAAAAAUGAUCGGAACCUCGAACAAUU
Molecule: messenger RNA, 6662 nt
Organism: Onthophagus taurus
Lineage: Eukaryota; Metazoa; Arthropoda; Insecta; Coleoptera; Scarabaeidae
Gene: FBXO11
Product: F-box protein 11
Biological process (GO): regulation of apoptotic process; ubiquitin-dependent protein catabolic process
Molecular function (GO): zinc ion binding; protein binding
Source: RefSeq, a predicted model, not a curated record